Molecule: messenger RNA, 1563 nt
Organism: Peronospora belbahrii
Lineage: Eukaryota; Oomycota; Peronosporomycetes; Peronosporales; Peronosporaceae
Source: the annotation of a GenBank genome assembly
AUGGAAGAUAAAGUCGAUCAACGAUUUUCUAGUAAAGAGACACAGUCAAAUCAUUUGUCUUCUUCCCAGGGAGAUACUACAAAUGUAUUCAAGACUGCAUUGCACAAGUUUUCACACAAGAAAAAGAAGGAACGAGCAGGUGGUUCUGGUCUCACGAAUGCUGCGACGUCGAGCUUUUUCUCAAGGGGACAGAACAAAGCACAAGCUGUACCAGGAUCAAUUAAGCAGGUGAAUACGGGACAAUUGCCUCCUGUGUGGGCGACACCGUCGCCAGCCCCACUGAGGAAUUUGUCUUCUCCCGUGACUGCGUUGGUAUCUCCACGGUUACGUAGCGUAUUGUCCGCAGACAGUCAGAAUGCUAACUUGACUUCCAAGCCACUAGAUGGACAAACUCGAAGCCGUCAGUCGCUGCACGAGCAUGAGUUGAAACAGGAGAUGCGCGAUACGUCUCUAAGUCAGGAAAACGGUAAACCUCACCGCCUCCAUGACAACCAUAGUGGAGACAGAAAGGGAAGCCCGCUUGUAGCACACGCUGCGUUGACGUCGGCUUCGUCAUCGCGCAAUGCUUCAGGCAAUCUUCGCUACGCCCAGUUUGAACGACUACUAGAAAAGGAAAUGAUUGAUUUGGACCAGCUUCGCAAGCUCAGCUGGGGCGGUAUACCUACAAAGCAUCGACCUACAGUCUGGCGACUGCUGUUGGGUUAUAUGCCGUCGAAGAAAGAUCGGCGUAGCACCAUGUUGGAGCGAAAGCGACAGGAAUACGCUGAACUACUGCAACAGUACUAUUAUAUCCCGGAUACUGAUCGGGGUGCACGAGAGCAAACGACGCUGCGACAGAUUCUCGUCGACAUUCCGCGCACGAACGCUGAUGUAAAGCUCUUCCAGAAUGAGCGUAUUCACCAGUGUAUGGAACGUGUUCUAUAUAUUUGGGCAAUUCGGCAUCCCGCGAGUGGAUACGUGCAAGGCAUCAAUGACCUCAUGACGCCGUUCUUGGUCGUUCUCAUUUCGGCUUUUGUCGACGAGCCUCAGACGUGCGACUUGUCCAACGUGUCGGACGAGAAUUUGCGAAUUCUUGAGGCAGAUAGCUACUGGUGUCUAACGAAGCUGCUGGACGAUAUCCAGGACCAUUACACAUUUGCCCAGCCUGGACUUCAGCGCAUGGUACAGCGCAUGGAAGACUUGGUCCAUCGUUGUGAUGCAAAGCUAUUUGAGCAUAUUGUCGAGCAUGAAAACGUACAGUUUGUGCAGUUUGCAUUCCGUUGGAUGAACUGUUUGCUAAUGCGCGAGCUACCGCUGGACGGCAUCGUGCGCAUUUGGGACACAUACUUGUGCGAAGAUUCUGGCUUUGAAAGCUUUCAUGUGUACGUGUGUGCUGCGAUUUUAAUGACAUUUGGCGAGACGCUCAAGACGCUGGAGUUUCAGGAUCUAGUGCUUUUUUUGCAAAGUUUGCCGACGAAAGACUGGGUUGAAAAUGAGAUUGAGCCAUUGCUCUCGCGCGCAUUUAUCCUACAGACCUACUUUGCUGAUGCCCCUAGCCAUCUCGGAUCUCAAACCGGUCAAUAG